Messenger RNA from Ichthyophthirius multifiliis, 2229 nucleotides. RefSeq names its product lipin family protein, putative. Lineage: Eukaryota; Ciliophora; Oligohymenophorea; Hymenostomatida. Gene Ontology annotation, molecular function: phosphatidate phosphatase activity. The transcript has 8 exons. The record is from RefSeq and is a predicted model, not a curated record.
AUGAUUGAUAAAAUAAAGCAAGUAUUUGACAUAAACCAAUCCACAUUAAGUGGAUGUGUAGAUAUAAUUGUAGUAGAAUAAAAAGAUGGUUCAUUAAAAUCAACGCCCUUCCAUGUAAGAUUUGGAAUAUUAAAGGUAUUAAGGAGCAAUGAGAAAAUAGUAUCAAUAAAAAUUAAUGAUAUUUUACAAAAUAUAACAAUGAAAAUGGAUUCUACUGGGGCAGCAUAUUUUGAAGAAAUAAGAGAGGAAAAAUAAUUAGAUAAAUAAAGUUAAAAUAUACAUUUAAUGUCUUAAGAUGAAUUUUCAGAUUUAGAUAUAUAACCUUAUCCUUUAUCAGAUGAUGAAAAAAUAUCUGUAAAAAAAAAAAGUGAAUAGAAUCUUACAAUUUUAAAUGACAAAAAUUAAAUUUAAAAUUCUUAAAAAGAAAAAGAAAAAAAGCAAGAAAAAAAUUUCAUGAAUUUAUUUGGUCUUUUUGGUAAUAAAUAAAAGGAAGAAUUAAAAAAAGAUGAAAUAUCAAUUAAAAAAGAAGAAAAUAAUAAAGAAGAAAUAAAAAAAGAAGAAGCUAAAAAAGAAGAAAUACAAUUAAAAAAAGAAGAAAUUUCAUUAAAUAAAGAAGAGAUUUUAUAAAAGAAGGAAGAUAUUUAAUUAUCUAAAGAUUAAAUUUUAACAAAUAAAGAAGAAUAAAAAAAAGAGUAAACAAUAAUAAAGCAAGAUGUUAUUUAAUCAAAAAAGGAAGAAACAUAAAAAUAAGAAAAUUUUUUAAAAAAGGAAGAAUUUAAAUAAACCAAAGCAUAAAUAGAAAAUUCGGAUGACUAAAAACCAAAGAAUAAUUCUAUUGAAAAAAAAAACAUUUAAGAAAAACUAAACGAAAAAAAUAUUUAAAUAAAAGAAGUUAAAUAAUAAAUGGACGAAAUAAUAGAAAAUUUAUAAUAAAAAAAACUUUUUUUAUAAGAAAAUUUUAAAAGAGACUCUUCUGCUAAAUAAGAAAAUUUAAAUUCCUCUAAAGACAAAAUAUCAGCCAAAAAUAUAUAAAAUAAACAAGAAAUAUAACAAUAAUAAACAUAAAAAAACUUAAAUAAUAUUAGUUAAUAACCUAAUUCAGAUAAUAAAGAAGAUGAAAAAAAAAGAAAUAUAGAAAAAAAAAUAGAUGACUAAGAAGAAGAAGAAGUAGAAGACGAAGAAGAAGAAGAUGAAGAAGAAAUUGGAAUGUCUUUAUGUGGAAACAUUACAUUUAAAAAAGAUUAAGAAAUAGACCUAUAUGAAUUAUUUAAAAGUAAAAAAGUUACAUUUGAAUAAUUUAUAUAAGAUCCUGCAAAAAUAUUAAAUGAUAAAAAUCUUCUUCUUAAAUCAAAGAUCAUUUGUAUCCUUGGGAUGUAGCCUCAAAAAUAAAGUGAUGAUGUUAUGUCUUUUUAAAGUGAUUAUAGCCCUACUUUUGAAAAAGCUAGAAUAAGGAAAGUUUAUAAGCCUAAAUCUGAAAUUUUAAAGUCAUUUAAUUUAAAACCAGGAGUUAAUAAAAUAAAUUAUACAGUAAGUACUUAAUUAUAAGGUUAAUAAAAUGUAGAAGGCCGUAUUUUCCUCUGGCCAUAUAAUGUAUAAAUUAUUAUUUCAGAUAUAGAUGGUGCUAUUACUAAAUCAGAUGUGCUCGGUCAAAUUAUGCCUUUAGUAGAUAAAGAUUGGUCUCAUUAAUAUGUUAUUGGUUUAUAUUAAAAUUGUAUUAAAAAUGGUUAUAAAAUACUUUAUUUGACAGCUAGGGCAAUAGGUUAAUCAGAAUCUACAAGAAAUUUUAUAAAAAAUUUAAAGUAAGCAAAUAAGAAUCUACCUUGUGGACCUGUUAUUACAUCCUCUGAUAGACUUCUACCAUCUUUUAAAAGAGAAGUUAUUGAUAAAAAACCAGAUGUUUUUAAAAUUUAGGUUUUGAGAGAAAUAUAAUCUAUUUUUCCAAAUUAAAAUAUAUAUUAUGCAGGAUUUGGAAAUAGGGAAACUGACGCUAUUGCUUAUAGAUCUGUCGGUAUAAGUAUAUAAAAAAUAUAUAUUAUUAAUCCUGCAGGAGAGUUAUAUUAGUUCAAUAAUACUUUUAAAAAAUCAUAUUAAAUGUUAAAUGAUAUGGUUGAUAUUGUUUUUCCUCCUUUAAAUGAAAACGAAGAGAUAAUUUCAGAAGAAUAUAAUACAUUCAAUUUUUGGAGUAUAAAGCCUAAUAAUAUAGAUGAUAUUGAAAACUUUCUAAGCUGA